AUGUUGUGGCUCGUGUUCUUGUCCUUGCUUCCAGCGAUUACAGCACGCGAUGAAGAUGCCACAGUGCCUUUCAACUCAUGGAACAACACAGUCGACACGCUACAGUAUGGCUUAGCUUUCAUUGUGGUGUUAGUAGCCGCCCACCCAUUGGGUCUCUUCUUUCCCAAAUACUUCAAGUUGCCAUUGAUCACCGGCUACCUUGUGAUCGGGAUCAUCGCCGGACCGUUCGUCACCAAUUUACUGUCCGAAGCACUUGUUGAAAUGUUGUCGACAUAUGUGAGUGCUCUGGCAUUGUCGUUUAUCUCGUUUCAAGCAGGUCAAGAAAUUUACUUACCGGAGUUGAGACCGCAACUCAAACAAAUCUUUAUCUUACUCAGUGUACUCUACGUGACAGCCAUGGUGAUUCUCACGAGCGUGCACUUGCUCGCCAAUGACGCUUUCUUUUACGCUGACUUUGUCACCAGUUGUCAAUUGGGUAUCGCACUCAUGUUCGGGUCCAUUUCGGUGCUCGGCUCACCUGCGACUGUAAUGGCUAUCAAGAUUGAACUCAAUAGUGUCGGACCUUUCACGAAUCUGAUGUUAGGGGUGACUAUGUUGGCAGAGUUCAUCGUGCUCGUGUCCUUCUCGAUUUCACGGAUUAUCUGCUUGAUCUACUGUGCAGAUCUGCAAGUCUCAGCUGGGAAUGUUGUCUUCACGCUGGCGAUUGUGGUGUCAAACCUUUUGCUCGGUGGUUUGAUUGGACUCGUUGUCAUCUUGAUUUUCGAGAUUCCAGGCAGUACAGCUAGCGAACAUUUAGAUCUUCAUGCCUCAGAGGCGACUACAUCGUCUCAUUACAGCCAGGAAUCUUCACAAGAUCCAGACACGAUGCCACAUCCGCACAAUGCCUACGUGGAAGAAACGGACAGAGAGCGAAAGCCUCCAAAGGAUGCAAAGUUUUGGACGACCCAUAUGUCUCUAUACGUAAAAGGAUUUCUGUGGUUAACGCUAGGAUACAUGUUCUACAUUGCCACUACGACAAUCGGUGAGGCUACUGUUGCUUCGUUCGGAGCUUCAUGGGAGGUAAGAUUCGAGCCUUUGCUGGUAUUAAUGGUCGCUUCUUGUCUUGCUGGUCACUACUCUUUGAUUCGUCACGAUAUGCAUGUGAUCCUGGAUACUGUGGCACCUUACAUGUUCCUGCCAUUUUUCGUAAUGACUGGAGCAGCCCUCAAAUUGGACAUGGUAAUGAAUACACUUCCUCUCAUGAGCUUGUAUGUUUGUCUACGCUUCGUUACGGUCUUUAUUGCCUGUUACUUGGGUGGGCGCUUUUUGCUCAAGCUUACACCAAGGCAGUACAAUAAUCUUUGGCUUACGCUGACCCCCCAAGCUGGUGUUGCACUAGGUCUGGCUGAUGAGAUGAGGAAAUUAAGCUCAGAUCCGUGGGCUGAAGAAUUUGCAGUAACAAUUGUAGCGGCUGUGGUGGUGAAUCAAAUCAUUGGUCCCGUAUUGUGUGCUUUUGGACUUCGUCGUGCAGGCGAGAGUAUGUACGAACGAAGGGCUGAGACUCAGCCAGUUGAAGGCAGUGUGUAUGGUUCGGAUAACGAUGGGAGCGUCAACGGUGGGACAGCUCUGCAAAGUCGUCCCCCGAGCAAUGUUACGCAAGACCCACGUACUUUGCUUCCAUUCCACGAGGUUAAAAGUGCUGUGAUCAUUGGAGAGGAUGAGGUGGCAUUUGAAAUUGCACUAGAGUUGUCUUUGUACGGAGCUCAAGUAAACGUGCCUCUGUUAGACAAGGAACAGGCCGACAGGUGGCAAACUAUCAGUGAAACGAUUUUGCAACGGUCAGCGAAGGGUGAAUUGAUCCAGUACAAGAACAAAGUGAAAGAACCCGAGCGCGAAGAGCACAUGGAAGAAAUGUCAUCGGCUGAUGUGUUAAUUUUUACUGGUGAGGGGAUGCGUACACUAGAGUAUGUCCGAGCUAUGAGAGCAAAGCUAGGCGAGAAAUAUCUACGCAUGAUUGCAGUCGUCCCAAACUGCAUGUGCAGCAAAGAGCUGAAAGAGUUGGGGGUACUGGUAAUUCAGCCUGCCAUUGCUUUGGCAAACAUUGCGACUCGGAUGGCACUCUUGAACCAGAAACUUGCUGAAUCACUUUCACACGAGAUAAGCACGACGAGUGACUUUGUGACUGCUGCCUGCUUAUCGGACAAGCGUCGCGAAGGUCGUCGUUUGGCACUUGGCAGGAGUGUUGUGAAACACCAUUCGACAAACUACGACAGACUUGCCGAAAUUCUGGCAGCUGAGAGCCUCCCUGUGCCACCGCCGCCAUCGCGUGUGUCGAUGUUUGGUACGUCUUCCGCUGGAUUCGAUCCAUUUUCUAGGCGUGACAAUGACAUGUCGGCGUACGAGCAUUUCGUUAUUCAAAAUGAACCCACUGUCAAUGACCCGACAGUUUUUAAUGAACACUUCGUUCAGCGCUCGGCAGGUCCAAUUGCACCACGCAUGGGUAUCUCUCCAUCACCACAAGGAGGCAACCCAUACGCUUUUGUGCGAUCACGAUCCUCUGGACGUCGCUAUUGGGGCAACUCGGGUAGAGGAAACGUUCGGCGCCGGACCCACUCGGACGUGUAA
Peronospora farinosa is the source of this 2604-nucleotide messenger RNA. NCBI's taxonomy places the organism in Eukaryota, Oomycota, Peronosporomycetes, Peronosporales, Peronosporaceae. The record is from the annotation of a GenBank genome assembly.